CUUACAAGCUCCAGUUUAGAGAGCUCCAGUUUCCAAGACGACUGGGAAGGCCACGGCCUAUUUGACAGACAACCGGGAAAUCCAGACAGAACUGCCAGUCCUGUGUUAAUCAGUCAUGAAGGAAUGCCCACUUUAAAUCAGCAAGCAUCCUUUACUUUCUACCAGACAAAGUCCUGUAGAUACAAUAAACGUAAAAAAGACUUCUGGCAAGAGGAAUUCCUUAGUAAUCAAGGAAUUCCUACUAAUGAGAAGCCCUACAAAUGUAGGGAAUGUGGGAAGGCCUUUAAAUAUGGUUCUCGACUAGUCCAGCAUGAGAAUAUUCACUCUGGCAAGAAGCCUUAUGAAUGUAAAGAAUGUGGGAAGGCUUUCAAUUCUGGCUCAAAUUUCAUACAACACCAGCGAGUUCAUACAGGUGAAAAACCUUAUGAAUGUAAAGACUGUGCUAAGGCCUUCAGUCGAAGCUCGCAGCUGAUUGAGCAUCAGCGAAUCCAUACCGGGGAGAAACCCUAUCAAUGUACGGACUGUGGCAAGGCCUUCAAUCGGAUUUCACAUCUUAAAGUGCAUCACAGAAUUCAUACUGGGGAGAAGCCCUAUGUGUGUAAGCAGUGUGGGAAGACCUUCAGUCACAGGUCUCAGUUGAUUCAGCAUCAGACUGUUCAUACUGGCAAGAAACUCUAUGAGUGUAAAGACUGUGGGAAGGCUUUUAAUCAAGGAUCCACUCUUAGCCGACAUCUGAGAAUUCAUACCGGAGAGAAACCUUAUGAGUGCAGGGCAUGCGGCAAGACCUUUAGAGUGAACUCACAGCUCAAGCAACAUCAGAGAAUCCACACUGGAGAGAAACCCUACCAGUGUAAGGUUUGCAGUAGGGCCUUCAAGCGGGUCUCACAUCUCACAGUACAUUAUAAAACUCAUACAGAUAAAAGGACACAUGCAUGUAAGGUGUGUGGGAAGGCCUUUAGUCAUUGCUCACAACUGAUUCGACAUCAGGUGAUCCAUUCGAAGGAAAGGCCCUUCGAGUAUAAGGGACGUGGGAGGAGCAUAAAUCACGAUCAGAGACUGCGCAAUAGAGGAACACGUAUGAACAUGUGCAGCGCCGCCCUCACGACGGAGUACUCUCUAAGCCACGCCCCUCACCUCACGCUGCGGAGAACCCUUUCCCCGCAAGCCCCGCCCCUUCAGACACGGCUGAGAACCGCCCCUUCCUCAAGCCCCGCCCUCCCCUCGGACUCGCCGCCCUCACCAUUGACUGCACCGAGGUCCCGCCCCUCCGCAAGCCCCGCCCCUCCACGCUCUGCAGAGAGCCCCGCCCUGCUGGAUAAACCCCCGCUCCUCGCCUCCACGCAGCCUCGCUUUCACCCUGCACAGAAACAGCUCUUGCUCCCCGAGACCCGCCUCUCACCUAGGACUUCUCUGGGCCGGACACGCCCCCACCUCAGCCCGCCUUUCUUCCUGGGGGACACGCCCCCACGCUAA
Molecule: messenger RNA, 1473 nt
Organism: Phodopus roborovskii (desert hamster)
Lineage: Eukaryota; Metazoa; Chordata; Mammalia; Rodentia; Cricetidae
Gene: Znf582
Product: zinc finger protein 582
Exons: 3
Coding region: 124-1473 (449 amino acids)
Biological process (GO): regulation of transcription by RNA polymerase II
Cellular component (GO): nucleus
Molecular function (GO): DNA-binding transcription factor activity, RNA polymerase II-specific; RNA polymerase II transcription regulatory region sequence-specific DNA binding
Source: RefSeq, a predicted model, not a curated record